UCGCUGGUAUACAGGGCAGCGCCAUAUUGACAAGAGGCGGCUGCAUUUUGUGUGAAAUGGAGUUUUUUUAACGUGAAAAUCAGCUAAAUGUCGUGCUAGACGGAAUGGUGGACUCUUUUCCGGACAAUGCUUGUGUGUGGAUGAGCGUCUAGCGGGCCGUGUCGCCGUGUUUCGAAUCGCGAUUGUUUCGAGUGGUCUGAGCCGUCCGAGACGGGAGCGAGGAUAGUUACAUCGGGCCUUCUAAUCGCUUUACCGGUGGACUUGGAUGAGGCUUCGACAAUCUAGUUAACGAUAACGAGAUUAAAUUCAGGGCUAGCGUGAAUAUAAGAGCAUGUCAGCGGUCAAACUUAAUCACCACACCCAGCUUACUACGAUGGUCGCCGCUGCGGGAAGUGUCAAGUUGUUGUAGGUGUGUUUUUGUGUAAAGCCGGCGUGGAUGAUAAGAAAGAGGUUCGUGGCCCCAUUUAGAACACGACCAUGCAGUGUUGUCAGUCAGAUGAAGCUAGAGAACAGAAGAGAAUCAACGCUGAAAUAGAAAAACAGCUUCGCCGUGAUAAGCGAGAUGCUAGACGGGAGCUCAAACUCCUGCUGCUCGGUACGGGAGAGUCGGGGAAGUCCACCUUCAUCAAGCAGAUGCGUAUUAUCCAUGGUGCCGGCUAUUCGGACGAAGACAAGAGGGGUUUCAUCAAGCUUGUUUACCAAAACAUCUUCAUGGCAAUGCAGAGUAUGAUAAAGGCGAUGGACCUGCUGAAGAUCCAGUAUGGAGAUUUAGCCAAUCAGGAUAAGGCGGAGUUGAUCAAGAGCAUUGAUUAUGAGACGGUGACCACGUUCGAGAGCCCCUAUGUGGAGGCCAUCAAGGACCUCUGGGCCGAUGCUGGCAUCCAAGAGUGCUACGACCGGCGCAGGGAAUACCAACUCACCGAUUCCGCGAAAUAUUAUCUAAUGGAGAUAGAUCGGGUGGCGUCCCCCACCUACCUGCCAACUGAGCAGGACAUCUUGCGCGUCAGGGUGCCCACCACCGGCAUCAUUGAGUAUCCGUUCGACCUGGACGAGAUCAGGUUUAGUUAUCUUAGCGACUUGGAGCGAAUACGGGCUCCGGAGUACCUGCCCACCGAACAGGACAUCCUCAGAGCGAGAGCCCCCACGACGGGCAUCAUAGAGUACCCGUUCGAUCUCGACUCCAUUAUCUUUAGAAUGGUAGACGUAGGGGGACAAAGAUCAGAAAGAAGGAAAUGGAUCCACUGUUUUGAAAACGUAACUUCCAUUAUCUUUCUAGUAGCAUUAAGUGAAUAUGACCAGAUCCUCUUCGAAUCAGAAAACGAGAACCGUAUGGAGGAGUCAAAGGCUCUUUUCAAAACAAUUAUUACCUACCCAUGGUUCCAACAUUCAAGUGUAAUAUUGUUUUUAAAUAAGAAAGAUUUACUAGAGGAAAAAAUUAUGUAUUCACAUCUUGUUGACUAUUUUCCUGAGUACGAUGGUCCCCAACGAGAUGCGAUUGCAGCUAGGGAGUUUAUCCUAAGAAUGUUUGUAGACCUGAAUCCGGACAGUGAGAAAAUCAUAUACUCACAUUUUACUUGUGCUACAGAUACGGAGAAUAUAAAAUUUGUCUUUGCGGCAGUUAAGGAUACAAUAUUGCAGUCGAAUCUACGCGAAUACAAUCUGGUCUAGUACCUCUCGGUUGGGGGGUACUUCCAGCAGAUGGCUUUUGUCUUGCACCCCCGGCCUACCGCUUCCGCUGGGCUGGGAUCAGUAUCCUGUAAUAAUUUUGUGAUCUGUCUGUAUCUCCUCGGUCUUCGAACAGAAGAAGAAAAAGAACUCCAAAUGUGAUGUUCAGCAACUGUCGAUUACAAUUAUAUGUGUCCAAGUGUGUACGCUUAGCUAUUAGUGGCUCUACGAGAAUAGUGUGCCAUUUUUUAUAAAUAAAAUUGAAAAAAAAAAUGGUCAAAAAUCGAUGGAUUACAGCCAAAGUGUUUUUUAACAGUGCGAUAAGUGACUUUAUUCAUUAUAUAAAUAGUAUUGUUAUAUAUAAUAUAUUAAAUUAAUGUAGAGAUAGGAGUAAGGAAACUAAAUUUUUUGUCCUGAAAUAUUUGCAAAGUUUUUUAAGUCUUUAACGAGCCGUCGCAGCAAUUGUCGUGUCCCAGGUUGUUACGAUGGCUCUCGAUAUAGUCCGAAACAUUCAUUCAAACGGAAGAACCUUGGGAAGCUGCAACACACAAAUUUGUCGCGGGAAAUUUAUUGAAUGAUACCUUCAGCUGUCGCCUUUUUCUUGUUUUGCCACGUAUAGGUUUUUAGCAAAUUUCGUAAGUUGUUUUUUUUUAUUUAUUGUAUUUUUUUACAAGUCAAAUUAUUCAGAAGAUUAGAUUUGUUGAAAGUACUUUUUAUUACAACUAAGAUAUUUGAGUUUGACGUUUUUGUUUUGUUGAUUUUGUUUUGUACAAAUUCAAAUAUUUUAUACGCGUAAAACUAUUUUU
Molecule: messenger RNA, 2471 nt
Organism: Anoplophora glabripennis (Asian longhorned beetle)
Lineage: Eukaryota; Metazoa; Arthropoda; Insecta; Coleoptera; Cerambycidae
Product: guanine nucleotide-binding protein G(q) subunit alpha
Exons: 9
Coding region: 478-1668 (396 amino acids)
Biological process (GO): adenylate cyclase-modulating G protein-coupled receptor signaling pathway; phospholipase C-activating dopamine receptor signaling pathway
Cellular component (GO): heterotrimeric G-protein complex
Molecular function (GO): GTPase activity; G protein-coupled receptor binding; guanyl nucleotide binding
Source: RefSeq, a predicted model, not a curated record